Sorex fumeus (smoky shrew) is the source of this 966-nucleotide messenger RNA. Its product is annotated as putative homeobox protein NANOG2. The record is from RefSeq and is a predicted model, not a curated record. Gene Ontology annotation, biological process: regulation of transcription by RNA polymerase II. Gene Ontology annotation, molecular function: RNA polymerase II cis-regulatory region sequence-specific DNA binding; DNA-binding transcription factor activity, RNA polymerase II-specific. The transcript is spliced from 5 exons. NCBI's taxonomy places the organism in Eukaryota, Metazoa, Chordata, Mammalia, Eulipotyphla, Soricidae. The coding region runs from base 1 to 966 and encodes 321 amino acids.
AUGGCAGGGGAACAGGAGGAUGAGGAGAGGAAAGGGAAAAAGAUCGAGGAACCACCUCCCCAGAAAAAAUUAGUGAGCAAACCCCUCAUGGACACUCUCUGGACCAAGUUUAAGAUCCAGCAAUAUGUCACGAUCCGAGAGAGUCAUGCGCUGGCAUUUGAAUUCGGCUUGACGGAAAAACAGGAGGUGGAAGAAAAGGAUGGAGCGUUGCCGACACCCUCUGCCGAAGAAAAGAACGAAGCGUUGCCAACACUCUCUGCCGAGAUCCCCCCCUUGGUGACGGUCUCUCCUCUCCCUUCCUCCGAGGAUCUGCCCGUGCAGGACAGUCCUGAUUCUUCCACCAGCCCCAAAGGAGAAGUCCUCCCCAUUCCAGAAGAGAGUCCAGUCAAGAAGGAAGACCCCAGGGGCCCCGGCAAAAAGCCGAAGAGCAGAACCGUGUUCUCGCAGAGCCAGCUCUGUGUCCUUAAUGACCGCUUCCAGAGGCAGAAAUACCUGAGCCUCCAGCAGAUGCAAGAACUCUCCCGCAUCCUCAACCUGAGUUACAAGCAGGUGAAGACCUGGUUCCAGAACCAGAGGAUGAAAUACAAGAGGUGGCAGAAGAACAGCUGGCCCAAGAACAGUGACGGCCUCUCUCAGGGGUGCCUGAUGAACACCCCCGAAAGCCUCCCGGCGUGGGGCGGCCAGCCCUGGAACAGCAGCCAGGCGUGGGGCGGCCAGGCAGCAUCGUGGAGCGUGCAGAGCAUGCAGAGUUGGAGCGGGCAGUUCACCAGCUACCCCGAGGAACCCCAGCAGCAGGCCCUGGUGCCGUUCCCGCAGAAUUCCCCUGCCGGGGAUUUGGAGAGCAUCCUGGAAACUAGCGGGGAAGCCCAGAGCCUCCUCCAGCAGACCCUGAAGUAUUUCAGUACUCAGCAAAUGGUGGAUUUGUUCCCCAAUUUCUCCACGAACAUGCCAUUGGGAGAUGCCUAA